AUGACACAUCUCUUCAUGGAUAUGCCCAAUGCUGAUCUAAUUAUUCCAGGCACCAAGACUGUAGUGAACGUUACCAGAUCUGGCAAAGCAGUGACUCUCAUCAAUUUAUCCUUAACUGAGCCCGAAACUGUUUUUCGUGUGUUUAACGAAAUAAUGUACUUAAUGACAAUCCCUUCACUUCAUAGGUUCUUUCGGAAUCCAGAGACAGGAAGACUGAAAGAAAUCAUGGGCUUUAUAGUUGACAAUGGACCUUCAGAAGCCCCAGCCAGUUUUCUUGGCCAGAUGCUUCUCGUUCGCCUUUUGAAAUUCCUGGAUCUAGAUAAGGUCACACAAAGAUCGUUCGCAGAGUAUUUAAGCAAAAGGAACCCUGUAGAGCGAGUCCAUGCCGCUGAAAACAAUGCGCUUUCAAGUCAUGGGCCGUUCUCUUCAAAGAUGAUCCACAAGAAUGCUUCACCUGGAAGCAAGCAACACAAAGAGAACAUGGAGAGCAUGGCACGAGAAGUCAUCCAGUGCAUUGGUAAAGAAAUGUACAAUAAAGAAACAAUCAAGUGCUUCAGAGGAAUUGGUUCGGAAGAAAAGUUUAUCUUCACAGAUGAGGAGGGCUUAAAGUCGUUUGGUUUGUUGUCUGACGAGAGGAAGGAAGAGGAUGAAUCGAAGUAUCGGCCCAUUAACAAUGACAUGUUAGCAUAUCUUGAAAAUGUUUGGGGUGUGAACAAAAACUUUAUUGGAAGCUACAGCGACGACUACCGCACCUUGAAAUGUAACAAAACAGCCUGCACGGACAAAUACAGUACAUCUGUAUACCGCGAAAAUGAGUCAUGGAGAGGACAGGUGCUAGAGCAGUUUGAUCGACAACCCUUACCGGAUUACAAACGAUGGGAAGACUCUGGUGAGCUUCAUUACCAGAGCUAUGAGACCAGACGCGAUUUUGUAAGUGGACCAUGGGAUGAGUGCCCUGGUCUCUUUUUACCAGACAAGGUGCUUGAUACUUGUUUCCGGGCAAAUCCUGUUCCAUUGCCGGAAAAUCUGAAAGCUAUUGCUUUUAUUGCCUGGGUUUCCGUGGAGGAAACAGCACAGUACUUUGAUAACGCCAGAAAACAACUAAUGGAGCAAAAAGUGGAUGAUUUGAAAAGGGAAACCUGGAAGUUACACCCUCUUUAUAAGGAGAGCAGGGCAGCCUUAUUGAACAAGUGUACAGAGGCCAAUUUGAUAUCUUCCGGAAAAAAGUAUGAUCUGGUUCAGCGAAUCGUAGAAAACCAAGGCAAAGCGGACGAGAGAAAACUGCUGACUGAAGCUGACCUAUAUGAUGGCAAGCUAUCGACAAUCCCUAAUUCUACGGCAGGUCUCCUGAAGUUAUCUGUGGCGCAUUUAAGAGCUAUACUGAGGCGACACAAUAUUCUGGAAGUCAGCACAAAGGAUGAACUGAUAGCUAGAGUUGGGCUUCUUAAAGCCGGUCACCCGGAGGCAGCAUUUUCAAGAGAACGUUUGUGCAUUCUGCAAUACAUUACAGUGGCCAAACAGAUUUACAGAAAUCAGGCGGAGAUGUCCUCCAUCUGUCGUUCAAGGACAUUCGCGCAUGGAAAAGAGGAAACUCUAACCACCACAAAGUCUUGUCUAUGAGAUAUGAUAAAAAGCAAGACACCAGCCAUAGAAAUUAGCAAUUCAGAACGAAAUUUGUACAGUAUUCUUAUACCGUUGGAAAAUGAAGUUGCACAACAGGAACAAAAAGUAAGAGCAAAUAUUGAUGAGUUGGAAAAAAAGGCGGUGAAGAAGCCAGAGAGUGUAAAACUGAAAGCACAAACAAGCAAAGGGAACGAGACUGAAAGCACUAGGCGUUCCGAUAGAAAGAGGAAACAACCAGCUAAACUACUGGAGUCUGCAAAUUCACCGAAUCAUUUGUCGCAUGUCGGAACUAUAGUGGAUGUCCUGUGGGCGGAGGAAGAAUUAGAAGGGACAAACUGGAAACCAGGAUGGUAUCGCGGAGAGGUCCAGCAAUAUGACGAAGAUGAUGAUUUGUUGUACAUUUUAUAUUUUAAAGAUCGCGCUGUUUUUAGCUUGAACGCAACUGGUGCUUUUUCAGAUGGCAUUAUUUGUGCAGUCAGUUGA
Molecule: messenger RNA, 2106 nt
Organism: Porites lobata
Lineage: Eukaryota; Metazoa; Cnidaria; Anthozoa; Scleractinia; Poritidae
Source: the annotation of a GenBank genome assembly